Diospyros lotus (date-plum) is the source of this 1663-nucleotide messenger RNA. RefSeq names its product protein NETWORKED 3A-like. The record is from RefSeq and is a predicted model, not a curated record. NCBI's taxonomy places the organism in Eukaryota, Viridiplantae, Streptophyta, Magnoliopsida, Ericales, Ebenaceae. Bases 243 to 1493 code for a protein of 416 amino acids. Gene Ontology annotation, cellular component: vacuolar membrane. The transcript is spliced from 3 exons. Gene Ontology annotation, molecular function: actin binding.
UUUCAAAUUACAAUACAAACACUUCCUUCUCUGAUUGUAGUCCGUAUCCCACUCAGAUUGGGGGAGCCGGACAUAGAGAGUGAGAGAGAGGAGAAGAGAAGAUCUACGCUAUUUCUUAUUGCCCCGGAGAUACAUACAAUCUCUCUCUCUCUCUCUCUCUCAGGUACAUACGUCCACUUAUAUAUCUCUGAUUCUCUGUAUCUUCUUAGAUCGGGCAAUCUACAGGUGCUCAACGGCGAUCCAUGGAACGACAAUCUUUGAAGGUAAGUGGCGGAAUGGAGACGAAGAAGACGGAGGCAUCGUCGCAUUGGUGGUGGUUGGACAAUCUCAGCGCCACCUCCCCCACCACCCCAAAACGCUCGCCAUGGCUCCAAUCCACCCUUUCAGUUCGACGCCCUUCUGACCUCAAAACAGAGCUUGAUGUGAAGACAGAGGCUAUGCUGAGGAUAAUAGAGGCAGAUGCAGAGUCUUUUGCCCAACGCGCGGAGAUGUAUUACAGGAAGCGGCCAGAGCUCAUUAGUAUUGUUGAGCAGUUCUAUCGGGCCCAUCGUUCAUUAGCAGAGGGAUACGAUCAACUCAAGUCUGAUGCUGGAUUUCGUCUCACUGCACCAUGGGCAUCCCCGUUGUCUUUUAAAUAUGGAGUAGAGAAGCUGAUGACCUGCACUGAGAAAUCAUAUGACAGCUUCUCCGAGACCUACGAUCCUAUGGAAUCUGGUGAAUCUGAGGUUGAUGAUCCUGAGCCAGAAGAAGAUCCAGUUAACAAAGAAAUGGAGAAAGAGGAAGUUUCAAGCGUGCUUGUCAAAUGUGAAGUGAUGAAGCUCACCGAGCAAAUUGAGAGGCUCAAAGAAGAGAGCAAGAGUCAAAAGAAACAAAUAGAGGAGAAAGAUGAAGAGAAAAGAGAGAGAAUAAGACAGCCCACGGAAGUCUCAAGGGAGGCUGUCAAUGAAAUGGUGAAACUAAGUGAAGAAAUUGAGAGACUCAAAGAAGAAAACAUGAUUCAAAAGAAACAACUAGAGGAGAAAGAUGAAUUGAAAGGAAAGAUCAUCGGGCAGCUCAAGAAAGUUUCAAGCACAGUUGCCAGUGAUGAAAUGGUGAAGCUCAGGGAAAAAAUUGAAAGGCUCAAAGAAGAAAACAAAAUUCAAAGCGAUAAACUAGCAGAGAAAGAAGAAGAGAAAGGAAAGAUCAUCGAGCAGCUCAAGGAAGUUUCAAGCACGGUUGUCAGUGAUGAAAUGGUGAAGCUCAGGGAAGAAAUUGAAAUGCUCAAAGAAGAAAACAAAAUUCAGAACGAUAAACUAGCGGAGAAAGAUGAAGAGAAAAGAGAGGUCAUAAGACAGCUCAGUCUGGCAAUGGAUAUGCUCAGGGAGGAGAAUCUUAAGCUGAGGAAAUGUAUUGCUAAAGAAUCCCCCAAGAAAAGCAGCCCGUCUGAGUUGCGCAAAUUGAAGUUGAUGUUUCUUGGGAAGUUGUUCAAUGGGUCUCCAAAAUCGCAGCCCUAGAGUUGUUCUCUAGAUUAGUUGAUGUAGCAAGCCAGCCAGUAGAAAACACAGUUCCAUCAUUCUAUAAAUAUAUAGGGUAAAGCUUGAAAAUUAGAGAGUAUUCUAUUUUGUACAAUAUUAAUUUGUAGAUGAGUAUUUGUAGUGAUCCAAAUUCCACCGCUUUUUCUGCU